AUGGGGACCACCAGGCCCUACCUGGUAGUUCAACACGAAAGGGUUUACAUGCAAAUCUUCCGUGUUCAACACACGUGUAAGAAAAGAGGACUGCGGAAAGAGCCUACUUUUGGCGGGGUGGUCUGUUGGAGUCGCAGGAGGCUACCACUCUGCCCGAUCAUUCAACAUGAAAGGGUGGCUAGGGUCAAUAUGUCAGAGAUUGCCUGCGAACGUCAUAUGAGCAAAAUUGAUAAUUUCAUACUGAGCGCAAACCUUUGUCGACCAUAUACUGGGAUUAGCAAGUUUUUCUCUGAAACCACCUUAAAGUGGUGGACUAAAAUUGGAGAUUUCACAAAAUUUACGUACAAGAAGGACCCAACGUUAACAGCGCAACAAGUAUUUAAUCAAUAUAUUCGAAACCUCGGUGAUAUUGCAGCCAUCAAGCAAAUUGAUCCCUAUGUUGUACAAUACAUCCAUAAUCUUCGUAAAAAUAUUAUUAAAACGGAAUAUAUGAAAAUUAUUGGAGAUACUCUGAUUGAAAUCAUACGCGAAGAUGCAAAACAAAGGAGAAGAAAAACUAAACAAACCAGAAAAGACUUUACAAACGCAAGAGAGAACGAUGUUGAGAAUCGGAAAGAUGCUGGGUAUAUAAAUAGUUAUAAUGUGAAUGAUGAAAUAGAUGAUUUCUUUCAAAACAAGCCUGAAAAAAAAUCAACCAAGAAACGGCGGAAGUCAAGCGAUGGACGAAGUUCAAGCGAAACGGACAACGAGAAAUACAAAGAUGAGUCUGAAAAAGAAAAUGAUUAUUCAGGACUUUAUCCCUUAGGUCAACCCGCAACUGAUACCGAAGGUCAGAGUCCUCCACUGUUGAUAGUGUCAGAAAAAAAUGAAGCUCUUUAUUGCCUCAAUUGUUACACAGAGAUUAGUAACUUUAGCUCAAUCAUAAUCAUAUUUUGUCCGUACUGCGGAGCAAAGAUUGUAUCGCCUGAGGAUGAAUCUGAUACGGAUGAAGAAAAGGACACGGAUGAUAGGGACGGAGAUGAUACCCAUCCAAAAGUCGAUAAGGUUGCCUUUCAAAUGGCUUAUGAGGCUAUCCCAGAAAAUUCGAAGUUGCGGUUGAGCACAGGCACAAUAGUGGAGGAUGUUCUCUUCGAAUUUGCCAAGGACAUGGACUAUGAACAUCAUGCCCAUUCAUACAUUGUUGACAUUGACGAUGAGGAUAUUAAAGCGUUAUUUGACGAGGAGGAAUGGAAAGAAUUAACAAAAGAUCGGAUUGGGGUUCCACUAGUUCCACAUGACAUUGCAAAAGAACUAACGAAGUACGGAAAAAAAACAAUAAAAGAAUUACGUGCUGUAGUAAUGACUCCAUACCUCAAAGAAAAGGAAGAAUAUGAUGUCAACAAGCAUUACGAACUAGAAUGGAUCCAAAUGGCAUUGCGAACACUUUGCAGCCUGUAUGAAAAUGUGGAUGUUCCAUUAAUUAGUAGCCAAUAUGAAGAUUGGUUUACGGUUGCACUUUUUGGAACGUGCAUUGAUUUCUGCAUUAGAGAUAUUCAACUGGGUACCGACAUUAAAAGAACCGACGCGCCAUCUCUGAGUAGUGCAAACAGGAAGCACCGUGAUCGAAAAGCAAAUACACAUACAAGAAAACUUAUUGGUCGCAAAAUCGAUGGAAUAAUAUAUACCGUUGACGAACUUCUUGAAGUUGGUGCCAUCGAAGGAGCAAGAUCCUAUUUAGGAGUUUCAGAUCGGAAAUAUCUUAUCGAGACUUUUAAGAUGCCGAAGACCCUCCGCGACAUGUAUGCAGAUCUAAUGAAGGCCGUAGAUUAUGACGAUCAAAAAGCAAAUAAAAUCCAAGUGAUUGGCAUUUUACAUCUCGGGUUAUGGAUUCAAUUCGCUAGGUUGUGGCGUGCCGGUGGGUCGAUUUGCAUUUUUUGCAAAGACCCUCAAUCUUAUAAUGUAGAUAGCAAGUUUUCAGAAAUGGGGAUAAUAUCCUUUCUCAAGCUCCUAGUAUCAAUUUAUCAGCAUAAGAUUAUAAUAAAGAACAACCUGCAAGUCCUAAAUACUCGGAACAAUACUAAGCCAGUGGAUGACUUGUUUAAUGAAUUGACAAAA
Acaulospora morrowiae is the source of this 2094-nucleotide messenger RNA. NCBI's taxonomy places the organism in Eukaryota, Fungi, Glomeromycota, Glomeromycetes, Diversisporales, Acaulosporaceae. The record is from the annotation of a GenBank genome assembly.